Molecule: messenger RNA, 657 nt
Organism: Ogataea haglerorum
Lineage: Eukaryota; Fungi; Ascomycota; Pichiomycetes; Pichiales; Pichiaceae
Exons: 2
Coding region: 1-657 (218 amino acids)
Biological process (GO): vacuolar acidification
Cellular component (GO): fungal-type vacuole membrane; vacuolar proton-transporting V-type ATPase complex
Molecular function (GO): proton-transporting ATPase activity, rotational mechanism
Source: RefSeq, a predicted model, not a curated record
AUGACGCUGAGUUUGAUGAAGGGGAAGCUGAAGGGGGCUCAGCAGGGCCACUCGCUGCUGAAACGUAAAUCUGAGGCCCUGACCAAGAGAUUCAGAGACAUCACCAAACGGAUAGACGACGCCAAGAGGAAGAUGGGCCGUGUGAUGCAGACGGCGGCGUUCUCACUGGCUGAGGUUUCGUACGCGACAGGCGGCAACAUUGGAUACCAGGUGCAGGAAUCUUUCGAGGCAGACAUCGACGAGAGCAUCAACGACUUCAAGAUGACGGGUCUGGGAAGAGGAGGACAGCAGGUUCAGAAGGCCAAGGACGUCUACACGAAGAGCGUGCAGACGCUUGUGGAUCUAGCGUCGCUGCAGACCGCGUUUGUCAUUCUGGACGAGGUGAUCAAGGUGACCAACCGAAGAGUGAACGCCAUCGAGCACGUGAUCAUUCCGCGCACGGAAAACACCAUUGCGUACAUCAACUCGGAGCUGGACGAGCUUGACAGAGAGGAGUUCUACCGGCUGAAGAAAGUGCAGGAGAAGAAGCAGCAGGCUAACGCGCAGCUUGAUGCCGAGAACGCCGCGCGGAAGGCCAAGGCGCUUGCCGAGCAGCCGCAGGAGUCGCAGGAGGUGCCUGACCUGACUGCGCAGACAGAAGACGACGUGAUAUUUUAA